Messenger RNA from Malus domestica (apple), 1037 nucleotides. RefSeq names its product polyamine oxidase 1-like (gene PAO). Gene Ontology annotation, biological process: polyamine catabolic process. Gene Ontology annotation, molecular function: polyamine oxidase activity. Lineage: Eukaryota; Viridiplantae; Streptophyta; Magnoliopsida; Rosales; Rosaceae. The record is from RefSeq and is marked provisional.
CUAGCCAACCGAUAUACACAGCGCCCUUCUCUCUCUCAUGGAUUCCCCUUCUAGCUCCUCCGUCAUCAUUGUCGGCGCCGGAGUCUCCGGUUUAUCGGCGGCGAAGGUAUUGAUCGAGAACGGCGUGGAGGACGUGGUGAUUCUGGAAGCUUCCGACCGUAUAGGAGGCAGGAUCCGAAAGCAGGAUUUCGGCGGUGUAUCGGUGGAGCUUGGCGCCGGUUGGAUAGUCGGAGUCGGAGGCAGAGAGUUGAACCCGGUCUUGGACCUCGCCCUGAAAUCGAAUCUCCGCACUAUCUUCUCCGAUUACAGUAAUGCUCGCUACAACAUCUACGAUCGCAGCGGGAAGAUAUUUCCUAGAGGACUCGUGGAAGAGACGUACAAGAAGGAAGUGGAGUCGGCGGUGCAGAAGCUGAAGAAGCUGGAAGCCGGCGGCGGCGAUUUCUCAAAUGUCACCGAACCGCCCACUACACAGAAAACGCCGAUAGAGCUCGCCAUUGAUUUCACCCUACACGAUUUUGAGAUGCCAGAAGUGGAGCCCAUAUCAACCUUUUUGGAUUAUGGAGAACGAGAGUUUUUGGUUGCGGAUGAGAGAGGGUAUGAGCAUAUGCUGUACAAAAUGGCCGAAGAUGUUCUCUUUACAUCUGAGGGUAAACUGUUGGACAGUCGUCUCAAGUUCAAUAAGGUUGUUCGGGAGUUGCAGCACUCAAGAAACGGCGUUACGGUAAUGACGGAGGAUGGUUGCGUCUUCCAAGCAAAUUACAUGAUUUUGUCAGUUAGCAUUGGUGUUCUCCAAAGCAACCUCAUUGCUUUCAAUCCACCCUUACCCAGGUGGAAAACAGAGGCUAUACAGAAAUGUGAUGUGAUUGUAUACACGAAGAUCUUUCUGAAGUUCCCUUAUAAGUUCUGGCCUUGUGGACCAGGACAAGAGUUCUUCCUCUAUGCCCAUGAGAGGAGAGGCUACUACACAUUUUGGCAGCACAUGGAAAAUGCUUAUCCUGGAUCCAAUAUGCUGGUCGUGACGUUGACGAAUGAAUCAA